Messenger RNA from Gekko japonicus, 1461 nucleotides. Its product is annotated as pre-mRNA-splicing factor ATP-dependent RNA helicase DHX15-like. The record is from RefSeq and is a predicted model, not a curated record. Gene Ontology annotation, cellular component: spliceosomal complex; intracellular anatomical structure. Lineage: Eukaryota; Metazoa; Chordata; Lepidosauria; Squamata; Gekkonidae. Bases 1 to 1461 code for a protein of 486 amino acids. The transcript is spliced from 5 exons. Gene Ontology annotation, molecular function: RNA binding; ATP binding; zinc ion binding.
AUGGCGGCGGCCGGGGGUCACCUGCAGGAGCUCUGCGAGGCACUCACCUGUCCCAUCUGCCUGGACUUUUUCAGGGACCCGGUGAGCAUCCCCGAGUGCGGCCACAGCUUCUGCCGAGCCUGCCUGGCCUCGGGCUGGGGGGAGUCGUCGGGGGCCUCGGAGCCUUCCCGCUGCCCCCAGUGCAGAGAAACAGUUCGGCAAAGGAACCUCGUGCCAAAUCGGCAGCUGGCAAACGUGGUGGGGAGACUGAAGAAAAUCAGCCUCCGGAGCGGAAACGGGGAAGCAGCCGAGGAGGAAGGGGUUUGCGGGAGACACCAGGAGGCUCUGAACCUUUUCUGCCGAAAUGAGGAGACCCUCCUCUGCGAGAGACUGGAGGAGCACCAAGGCCAUGAGGUGGUUCUUGCCCAGGAAGCUUCCCAGCAACACAAGGAUGUCAGAAGCACCUUGCAGAGGUGUCAGGAGGAGGAGGAGAAGUUUGAGGAUCCAGUGGCUUUUCCUCCUCAACUGAAGUGGAGAAUCUGGGACAUCAGUUGCCUCGACUUUUUACUGAAAGUUGUUGCAAAGCAGUUCAAAGCACACACAACUCGCUAUUAUGGAAUCUUAAAAAAACGGCUUCAGCUGCCCGUCUGGGAGUAUAAGGAAAGGUUUACCAAUAUCUUGACGAGGCACCAGUGUUUCGUGCUUGUUGGUGAGACAGGUUCUGGUAAAACAACACAGAUCCCUCAGUGGUGUGUUGACUACAUGCGAUCACUGCUGGGACCGAGGAGAGGUGUGGCAUGUACCCAGCCCAGGAGAGUUGCUGCAAUGAGCGUGGCUCGGCGGGUUGCCGAUGAAAUGGAUGUGAUGUUGGGCGAGGAAGUGGGUUACUCCAUUCGAUUUGAAAACUGCAGUUCAGCAAAAACUAUUCUCAAGUACAUCACUGAUGGUAUGUUACUGCGUGAAGCUAUGAAUGACCCUUUGCUGGAACGCUAUGGAGUAAUAAUUCUUGAUGAAGCCCAUGGAAGAACUUUGGCUACCGAUAUUUUGAUGGGACUUUUGAAAGAAGUUGUAAGGCAAAGGUCUGACUUAAAAGUUAUAGUUAUGAGUGCUACUCUAGAUGCCAGAAAGUUUCAAAUUUAUUUUGAUAACUGUCCUCUUCUCACUAUCCCUGGUCGUACGCAUCCUGUGGAGAUUUUUUAUACUCCAGAACCAGAGAGAGAUUACUUUGAGGCAGCUAUUCGUACAGUAAUCCAGAUUCACAUGUGCGAAGAAGUGGAAGGAGACCUUCUUCUCUUCCUUACCAGCGAAGAGGAAAUAAAUGAAGCUUGUAAGAGAAUAAAGUGUGAAAUUGAUGGUCUGGGCCCUGAAGUUGGUGACAUUAAAAUCAUUCCAUUAUAUUCGACACUUCCACCAGAGCAGCAGCAGAGGAUUUUUGAGCCGCCCCCUUCGAAAAAACCAAACGCUGCCUGUCUGGGAGUAUAA